This is a messenger RNA of Rhizophagus irregularis DAOM 181602=DAOM 197198, 297 nucleotides long. NCBI's taxonomy places the organism in Eukaryota, Fungi, Glomeromycota, Glomeromycetes, Glomerales, Glomeraceae. The record is from RefSeq and is a predicted model, not a curated record.
AUGGAUACAGAUUUAAGAAAAUAUUUGCAGCAUCAACAUACAUGGAAAGAAAAAAAUAAAUGUAGUAUGUCAUGUGAGCAUCCGAGUUAUACAGUAGUUGGAAAAGAAUAUACUUUUACAUCUGACAUUUAUAGUUUUCGUAUACUUACGUUGGAAAUUUCAUCAAAUCAGAUACCUUUUGAACGUGAUUAUGAUCUUGCAAUGAAAAUAGUUUAUAGCAUGAGAUCAGAAAUCAAAACAUUUCAAUAUAUACUAGUAUCUCCUAUCGAUUUUUCUAAAAAUGAAGAGAAUUCGUAA